AUGAGUGGUUUUCAUGACAUCGCCACUAACUUUCGAUGUUCGACAAACAACAUUAAUGAAGGAAUAGUAAGACAACAAAGCAGACAGAAAACUCUAAAAUUAUGGCGCUCAAAUUCUUUGGUAAACAUUGCUGGCAAUUCAAAUAAAAAGAGUCCUGUUUAUGAAUCGAGUCCGAAUACGGAGCGAUUCAGAAAAUAUGGCAACACUGAGAGUGUGAACAUACUCGACGGUAUUAAGAAUAGAAAGCAAAUUUGGAGACUAAAGGAUUUUGAAAGCACCUUAAACAAUUGGGAUACUUUAGUUACAAUAGUACUCGUACAUGCCAAAGGUCUUCCUCUGCCGCCAGAUGAUGGUGCAGCCCACGAACUAUAUUGCAAAUUUAGUUGCGUUUUAGAUUUAUCUACCUUAGAAAAGGAGCGCACUCAUGAAAUUUGGCAGCAGUUGGAUGAUGGUUACGGUUUCAUACAUUUGUCUUUGACAAUGUGCGUUAUACGCGAUGUGCCAGCACAGCGAAGCGAAAAUAUCAAGACAGACGACCUGCAACAUAAAGACCAUAAUAUCCAUGAUUUAAAAAGUGAUUGGAAAUUGGUAGGCUCUUUACAUGUAAAAGUUAUUAAAGCAAAAGGGCUAAGUGGGAAGCCAAGCGCUUAUUGUAAAUUGGAACUAAAUAAUGAAAGAGUGCGAACCCAUAGAACAAAUUCUAGAAUUGAGCCGAUGUGGAAUAAGAGUUACGUGCUUGAUGUCCACGAUGUUACAUCAGUACUUAAAAUAACAGUGCUCGGUAGUUCAUUACCGAACGCGCUUUUGGAUGAAUUUCUCGGACAAGUUUCCAUUCCUUUAUCUCUUUUUGAAUGGGAUAAUCGGGAGCUGUCAGCUCUUGCAUUGCUGGUUUGGUUAAUAUUCUGCUACCACCUUAAGCCCUGGGCAGUGCCAUUAAUUCUCUUAUUACCAUUCUUAUUUUUUUGGACUUGUACAUGGAUUCAAGGAGAAAGCACAGAUAACGACACAGAGGACCUUGAAAGAACACAAGAUAGUCGAAAGGAUAACAAGGGACUAGGAGAAAAAAUAAAUGAUAUGCAAGGUGUAACAACAACUGUAUCCUUUGCAUUAAAUAUUGCGCUGUCACUGAUUGAAAGGAUUAUCAACCUAAUUACAUUCAAGGUACCGUUUUUAAGUUACGUGGCUAUGUCAUUACUGCUCGUAGUUUCCGUAAUGUUAUAUUUUAUGCCGUUCAAUUAUUUAUUGAUGCUAUUCGGCAUUUACAAAUUUAUCAGGAAAUAUUUAAACCCAGAUCGAAUGUUAAACAAUGAUUUAAUAGAUUUCAUCUCAAGGAUACCGGAUAACAAACUAUUGAAAGAUUGGAAGGAACUCAAUGUUCCCGAACCGACUCAGUAA
Parnassius apollo (apollo) is the source of this 1395-nucleotide messenger RNA. The record is from the annotation of a GenBank genome assembly. Lineage: Eukaryota; Metazoa; Arthropoda; Insecta; Lepidoptera; Papilionidae.